Molecule: messenger RNA, 732 nt
Organism: Adineta ricciae
Lineage: Eukaryota; Metazoa; Rotifera; Eurotatoria; Adinetida; Adinetidae
Source: the annotation of a GenBank genome assembly
AUGACGGGAGAUUACCAUUCGAUUAACAAAACGCAUGAUAUCGUACGUAUCCUGAAACUAAAUAAAACUUUUCAUAUUGACGAUGCGUCAGUGAUUGUAUCGGAUUUUAACGGCACUUUUCGUUUACCAAAAGAUGAUCCAGCAUAUGAUCAACCGUUCAACAGAUAUUGGCCACGAGAUGAUCGUGAACUAGAAACAGAACGUUUUAUGUUGAAUGUUCAUGGUACUUUUUACGAAGCAGGUCGCGAAGCUGGAUACGUUGGUAUAAGACCAAUAGCUACUCAUAGCAAGAAAAUUAUGGAUUUUGCUUCAUGGCGAGGCAUAGUUAUCCUGACUGGAACGAAACAGAACGCCAGCUUUGAUGGACACUACUUUCCGACAUCACGAGGUAAUGAUCAAUGGUUUGGAAUGAUAGAAGAUCUAUGGAAAUUAGGUAAACCACGUGGAGAAGGUGCUCUAUGGAAGGAAAAUUAUGUGAAUACAAAUGAAAUCUCAUUAACGUAUCUCAUGACCGGCUAUGAUAAGAAAACAGUUAGUAUAACUGCAGAUACUAACAUCAAUGUUACUCUACAGGUUAACGUUGAGCUCCAUGGAUGGCACAACUACAAACCUAUGCAAGCAAUUGCUGGAAGUACAAUACACUAUGUUUUCUCGGAUGGAUACAGUGAUCACUGGAUUCGAGCAGUUGUUGAAAGAGCUUGUACUAUUACAAUAAGCUUCAAAUACCAAUAA